UUUGAAGAUUAAAUCUUGUCCGCCCGGCAGAAUUCCUGCGCUAAAAGUGGUACCCCACGUUUUUGGAGCUGUUGCGGGUCCAGGAACCCGGUUACAGUGCACGUACAGUGUUCUAUCUUUCACGGGUCCAUCUCGAACCUCUGCAGUCCAGGCUCCAUCAUCAACAAACAUCAUGAUGGAUCCCAAGUCUAGACUUUGUAUAGUGACAUACUGAGAGCAGCCUACCAGAAGUACCCAAGCCGAAGUUAUUCACAUACAAUCUUGUCCUUGAGACAUACACAGCCUUCCGAGUCCUUCAACUUAUCGAAACUACAACACAUUCAGAGACCACCAUGUCUGAGAACGCAGUUAGGGAAGAGCCAUUCCCGGCACCUUCCAGGCAGGCAACUGGGCUUGUCAACGGAGUGGAAACUGAGGUUUCAUCAAUGAACUUCUCAGACAAGAUCAUGGUCACCAUCUCUCAAAGCGGGCGACUUGCUCAAUGGGUCCAAGUACCACUAGCCGCACCUUCGUCAGCUUCGGUUGACAUGGCUCUUCCCGGCGCCGGUAGCCUGUUACCAUCAGAACAUUUGACAGCAACGACACUUCUUGGAGGUGGGAAUGAGGAGAGGGAGACUAUGGGCCAGCUUUAUGCCAGCCAGAUUGCCAGUCUCUUAACUUUGCGCAAUCCCAAUGAGCAGCGGUCUUUGUUGCUUGGUCUGGGCCUGGAGAAGGUCGACACCACUACUAGCGAGUCCUUCUAUGACGUGGUCGAGUUGGUACAAAAAGUCCUUUGAUGAUAAUGCCUUGGAGUAAUUCAUAUCUCGGAGCAGGAAGUUCGGAUACGUUAUCGCGGUGAAAAGUGGUGGUGAAGCGGGGAACAGAAGCCGUAUGUAUGGUUGUCGGGAGCGAGCAUGUUCGUAACUCGGUGGAUGAGGAUGAGUGAGGGCUCCUCCGUCUGAACACAGGCUCUGGAAAGACAGAGAGACUGCGGCUUGGCCUCUUAAAUCAUUUUGACCACAGAGAAAUUGUAGAACCCAGACAGAACGAGGGCAUGGAACCUGAUCUUGCAGACUUAAAAAGUUUUGUGACUUAAACAAAAAGCGACUUCUGGCAGGAUCGACAGUUUCGAGCAGAGACCAAACGGGAUGAUA
Molecule: messenger RNA, 1133 nt
Organism: Neurospora tetraspora
Lineage: Eukaryota; Fungi; Ascomycota; Sordariomycetes; Sordariales; Sordariaceae
Exons: 2
Coding region: 333-776 (147 amino acids)
Biological process (GO): proteasome assembly
Source: RefSeq, a predicted model, not a curated record